Molecule: messenger RNA, 711 nt
Organism: Juglans regia (Persian walnut)
Lineage: Eukaryota; Viridiplantae; Streptophyta; Magnoliopsida; Fagales; Juglandaceae
Exons: 2
Coding region: 21-608 (195 amino acids)
Source: RefSeq, a predicted model, not a curated record
AAGGUUUAUGGGAUGAAUUGAUGAACUAUAGACCCUUACCUGUAUGCUCAUGUGGAGGUUUGCGUACACUGAUGGCCAUGCAUCAACAAGACUAUGUUAUGCGAUUCUUGAUGGGACUGAAUGACUCAUUCUCUCAAGUGCGUGGUCAGAUCCUGUUGAUUGAUUCACUUCCCCCUAUGAACAAGGUUUUCUCUCUUAUUCUUCAAGAAGAGCGUCAGAGAGACAUUGGAUCACCUCUUGUUCCUCACAUUCCCUUUGCUGCACUCUCAUCAACAGCAAAACAGGCUCUUCAUAUUAAACCUUCCACUAGCAAAGAUAGACCUAUUUGCUCCCAUUGUUCUAUUCCUGGGCAUACAAUCGAAAAAUGCUUCAAGUUACAUGAAUAUCCUCCUGGAUAUCGCUCCAAAGGAAAAUAUUCCACUCCAUCAUCUUCAGUUCAUCAAGUUGCUGGUGAUUCUAUGUCUUCAUUUCCACUCACACCACAGCAAUGCCAACAGCUUAUAGCUCUUCUCAAUUCUGAAUCACAUGCGUCUCAGACAGCCAAUGUGAUUUCUUCAGUUGAUCAUCUUUCCGGACCUCACCCAUUGGAGAAUGAUUGGGAAGGGUAAAGCCAAAGGAGGAUUAUACAUACUGCAUAAACCAGAUGAUCAUGUUACUCUCCCUUGUAAUUCAAAUUUCAAUUCUGCAUUUGUUUCACACUCUAACCAUUCU